GCUUCCUUACUUUACCUUCCUUGCCGAGAAACAUGCACCUAGGGGAAGGUCGGCACUAGGCUGGUGUAUUACGUCGCGUCAUUUCGGAGAUUCUAAUAACUAACGAAAAUGUUUUCACAGUUCCGACUAGCACAUUCUGUGUGUCAUAGUUUGAGAAGUGGCCUGUCACAGAAAUUAACAGGUGGCAUUGCAGGUGUCAGAUGUUUAGGUUCAUCCUCGGUCCAACAUGCAGCAAAAUCAAACCCAGCAAGCAAUGAUACAGAUUCUUGGCCACUAUACCUUGAUGCUCAAUCCACCACCCCUCUAGAUCCAAGGGUUUUAGAUGCUAUGCUCCCUUACUUUACUCAUCAAUAUGGAAACCCACAUUCUCGCACACAUGCUUAUGGUUGGGAAAGUGAAAAGGCCAUGGAGAAAGCUAGACAGCAAGUUGCAGACCUCAUUGGAGCGGACAAGAAGGAGAUUAUCUUCACAUCAGGUGCAACAGAAAGUAACAACAUCAGUGUGAAAGGAGUAGCUAGGUUUUACAAGUCCAAGAAACGGCAUGUAAUUACUACUCAAACGGAACACAAGUGUGUACUCGACUCAUGUCGUGCUUUAGAGAAUGAGGGUUGGGAUGUGACUUAUCUACCUGUACAAAAGUCUGGCAUCAUCAAGAUGGCAGAUUUAGAGGCAUCCUUACGUCCAGACACAGCACUGGUGUCUGUCAUGAUGGUCCAUAAUGAGAUUGGAGUUAUCCAACCUAUCAGGGAAAUUGGGGCAAUGUGUCGUGAACAUAAGGUCUUCUUCCAUACUGAUGCUGCACAAGCUGUUGGUAAAAUCCCCAUCAAUGUUCAUGACUUGAAUAUCGACCUCAUGUCAGUCAGUGGCCACAAGAUUUAUGGACCAAAGGGUAUUGGGUGUCUCUAUGUACGUCGCCGGCCAAGAGUACGUGUAGAAGCCCUGAUGAGUGGUGGAGGACAAGAAAGAGGAAUGAGGUCAGGAACUGUACCUACUCCCUUGGUUGUGGGUUUUGGCGUUGCUUGUGAAAUUGCAAAGCGGGAAAUGACAUAUGAUCAUGCUCACAUUACCAAGUUAUCAAACAAGUUGAUUGAAUCCAUCACAUCAAGAGUAUCACAUAUUACAAGAAAUGGUGACCCUGAACACUCGUAUCCUGGUUGUGUGAACCUCUCUUUUGCAUUUGUUGAAGGUGAAAGUUUACUGAUGGCUUUGAAAGAUGUGGCUCUGUCAUCUGGUUCAGCUUGCACCAGUGCCUCUCUUGAACCUUCCUACGUACUGCGUGCCAUUGGUGCUGAGGAAGACUUGGCACAUUCCUCUAUUCGCUUUGGUAUUGGCAGAUUUACUACAGAGCAAGAAGUAGAAUACACUGCUAAUAAAUGUGUUGAUCAUAUUGAGCGACUGAGAGAGAUGAGUCCUUUGUGGGAAAUGGUGCAAGAAGGAAUAGAUCUGAAGAGUAUCCAGUGGUCACAACAUUAACAUCAGUCAAAAGAAAGACAAACCUACCUGAAAAAGAUCUCUCCAGGUCAUCUUAAAAAUUUUACACUGAAAUUAUUAUUAUUUUUUCCAAUUUAUAUACUUCAUGGCAUAAUACAUAAUCUGAGCACAGUUGUCUAUAUACAGUAGUGUACAUGCAUUUGAAAAAAAAGGUUAUUGUUUUGGGUAUUAACUGAUGUUUGCAAUGUUGUUUAUAAAUAGUAGCUUCUAAUAUAGUGCAGCAUAUA
This is a messenger RNA of Homarus americanus (American lobster), 1718 nucleotides long. RefSeq names its product cysteine desulfurase, mitochondrial-like (gene Nfs1). The coding region runs from base 109 to 1473 and encodes 454 amino acids. NCBI's taxonomy places the organism in Eukaryota, Metazoa, Arthropoda, Malacostraca, Decapoda, Nephropidae. Gene Ontology annotation, molecular function: pyridoxal phosphate binding; cysteine desulfurase activity. Gene Ontology annotation, cellular component: mitochondrion; cytosol; nucleus. The record is from RefSeq and is a predicted model, not a curated record. Gene Ontology annotation, biological process: [2Fe-2S] cluster assembly. The transcript is spliced from 9 exons.